AUGGCAAUGAAUCUCGCUAAUUACACGGGCGAUACCUCAUACAACAGCAUCGUCUUCGCCACUCUUCUCUUCCAAGCCAGUCCAAAUGCUGACUACAUGCCCCAAAACCAAACCAAAGCUGAUGGAAAUGACGAUCAAGGAUUUUGGGGAAUGGUUGCUAUGUUAGCUGCAGAAUCGAAUUUUCAAAAUCCUCCUGCCGAUCAGUUACAAUGGCUUGUAUUAGCCCAAGCCGUCUUUAACGAAAUGGCUAGUCGAUGGGAUACCAGUACUUGUGGACGCGGUUUAAGAUGGCAAAUUUUUCACGUUCAAUUCUGGUUUUAUGUAUAA
Molecule: messenger RNA, 327 nt
Organism: Sclerotinia borealis F-4128
Lineage: Eukaryota; Fungi; Ascomycota; Leotiomycetes; Helotiales; Sclerotiniaceae
Source: the annotation of a GenBank genome assembly